UAGCCAAACGGGAGAAAAUGGUCGAUUCAGCUUUAGGAUUAUCAGACCUCGGUUUUUAUGACUGGAUAGGUCUUUUAUUCCUCUUAGCAGCAACUGUUUAUUGGUUUGGCGUCUCUGGAUACACUCUAACAAGUCAUGUCUGCCUUCCGGGACCGAAGCCUUGGCCUUACGUCGGAAACCUACUCGAUGCUUCAAAAUAUGAUGGUCUGCACAACGCUUUCUUAGCAUAUACCGAGAAAUAUGGCAAGGUUUUCAAGAUGUACAUGGGCAGAGAUCCCAUUAUAGCCGUUGCCGAUCCUGAAAUUCUGAAGAAUCUUUUGGUUAAGGAUUUUCAUAAGUUCAGGAACAGACCAGAUUUUCUAGCCGGAAGACCACCGCUCAGCAAAGGUUUGUUUGGUGCAAGAGAUAAUGAUUGGAAACGAGUCCGCUCCAUCCUUACACCGACGUUCAGCUCGCUUAAGAUGAAAGAAAUCGUACCUAUAAUCGAAGAAGCAGCUGGAAUUGUGGCGUCAAAGUUCGAAAAUUUAGCAAACGAAGAUAGAAGUGUGGAUGUGUCUACUCCUUUUUCUCAAUUCACCUUGGACGUAAUUCUAUCUGCUGGAUUUGGGCUUAAGUCGGACGUGCAAACCAACCCCGACUCAGAGCUUUUGAAGAAAGCAACAACUGUGUUCAUCGUACCAGUGUAUGUACGAGCACUGUCCAUGUUUCCUUUCUACCGCCAUUUAAGAAAAUUCAUCGACCUUAAUCCUAUCCAGCAUGUGGACUACUUCGAGACACUAGCAAGGGGUAUAAUGAAGAUCCGACGAAAUGGUUCAUCUGGACGCAAGGAUCUUGUCCAGCUCAUGUUAGAGGCGCAAGAAGUGGUCAACAACAAUGAAGUCAAAACUUUGACGGAAGAGGAGAUCGUAGCCCAGUGCAUAACGUUCUUAGUGGCGGGCGCAGAAACAACAGGGUCUACAUUGGCCAUGAUUGCGUACCAUCUCGCUUCUUAUCCAGAGGUUCAAGACAAGCUGCUGCAAGAAAUUGACGAAGCUACACGUACACGUGGUAAUUUGUCAACUUACGAGUUCGUGCAAGGCCUCGAGUAUCUCGAUCGAGUCCUUUCUGAGGUUCUACGAUUGUUUACAGUUGGUUUCGUAAAUGUUCGUGAGUGCAUGGAGAGCUGUGUAAUAAACGGAGUGGAAUUCCCUGCUGGUGUCAGCGUGUAUAUUUUGUCAUACUGUGUCCACCGCGAUCCUCAUUUCUGGCCCGAGCCAGAGAAAUUCGACCCAGACCGUUUUCUUCCAGAAGUGGCUGAAAAGCGCCCGACCUUCUCCUAUUUACCAUUUGGCCUGGGUCCCAAGCAAUGCCUUGGAAUAAGAUUGGCUGAACUCGAAAUAAAGACAGCCAUGGUUCAAAUUUUACGAAAGAUGAAAUUUGAAAGGGGAGUCGAUUCCACUGUCUCUAUUCGGUUGCACGCUUCCACCAUUUUAGGGCCCGUCGAGCCAAUUCGUGUCAAAGUCGUGGCUAGAUCACGUAAUGUGCCUUGAAGUUGCUGUCGUCUCAUAAUGGUUGAUGGAUUUAGAGCAAAAGAGGACAGUUUAUGGACGUUUACCAAAAAGCGAACUAGCGUUUAUGGCGAUCAGAGAGAAAACAUGCAAUAUUAUCAGAAGGGUACCAAAUAUUUCAACUUCAUGCUUAUUUCCGACCGUUAACCACAAAAUUUAGUGACUUGCUAAAACUGCCAUCUCUUUUUUAUUAUUAUUAUAAUCGGCACCGGUCUCAUUUUUUUUUUAUUAUUAUUAUGAUUGUUAUUAAGCCGGCCGAAAGACUCGUAGGAACAUGAAAGACGGAAGGCUUAAAACAUCUAAAUCAGCAUGAACUGAGUCUAGAGUCUGUGUUACACUCGCUCUUGAGUAAGUUGCCCUCCUCACUUAUUCUUGACUGUAAUGACUAUAUUUUAUUCAAAACUUACGUAUCAUACUAUCUUUGGCUCAAAUAUAUAUUUGACAUGUAAA
This is a messenger RNA of Pocillopora verrucosa, 1997 nucleotides long. RefSeq names its product cytochrome P450 3A16. Gene Ontology annotation, molecular function: heme binding; iron ion binding; steroid hydroxylase activity. Lineage: Eukaryota; Metazoa; Cnidaria; Anthozoa; Scleractinia; Pocilloporidae. The record is from RefSeq and is a predicted model, not a curated record.